Molecule: messenger RNA, 1081 nt
Organism: Serinus canaria (Common canary)
Lineage: Eukaryota; Metazoa; Chordata; Aves; Passeriformes; Fringillidae
Product: interleukin-36 receptor antagonist protein-like
Exons: 4
Coding region: 3-665 (220 amino acids)
Biological process (GO): inflammatory response to antigenic stimulus; positive regulation of gene expression; cytokine-mediated signaling pathway
Molecular function (GO): cytokine activity; interleukin-1 receptor binding
Source: RefSeq, a predicted model, not a curated record
CCAUGGGUGAGCGCUGCCCGGGGACCCCGCGCACGGCCCGGUGGGGACACGGAGCGCCUGGCACCGCCGGUGCCACCGGGAGGGGUCCCCAAGGCUCGGGGGGCGCGGGCAGGGGGCGCGGGGGUCUCCGGGUGGCCGCCCUCAGCCUCGCCCUCCUCUUCCUCCGCGCAGAGGCCGAAGGCUUCGCCCUCUGCCACGCGCCCGCGCUGCAGACCAAGGUGUUCCAGUACCGGCUGUGGGACGUGAACCAGAGGUCGCUGUACCUGCGCGAUGACCAGCUGGUGGCCGGGCACCUGCAGGGCGCCAACGCCGCGCUGGAAGAGAAGGUGUUCUGGGUGCCCAACCGAGCCCUGGAGCCCGCGCGGCUGCCGGUGAUCCUGGGCAUCCGGCACGGCUCCCGCUGCCUCCGCACCGAGCGCGGCCCCGCCGGAGAGCCCCGGCUGCGGCUGCAGGACGUGGACAUCCGGGAGCUGCCCCGCGCCGGUGACAGCGGGGCCGCCUUCAGCUUCUUCCGCUCCUACCGGGACGGGCUGUGGCGCUUCGAGUCGGCCGCGCACCCCGGCUGGUUCCUGUGCACGUCCCCGCGCGGCCACCAGCCCCUGGCGCUCUGUCGCCCCCGCGAUGUCACCUCCCACCUGCUCGACUUCUACUUCCAGCUCUGCUGAGCGCCCCCGGCCCCCGCGCGGGGACAGCGGAGCCCCAGGGUGGUGGCAUCUUCCUGGGGAGGGUGGCAUCACCCCAGCACGGUGACAUCUCCGCCAGGAAGGUGACAUCCCGCUGGGGAGGGUGGCAUUCCCCCCAGUACGGUGACAUCUUCCUGGGAAGGGUGGCAUCCCCCCCAGGAUGGCGACAUCCUCACCCCAGGGAUGGUGACAUCCUCGCUCCUCGGUGACAUCCUCCCCAGGACUGUGCCAUCCCCCCGGGGACAGCGCCAUCCCCCUGUGGAGGGUGACAUCCGCCCCCGCGGUGUGGUGCCACCCCCCCCGGGGCGGUGCCAUCCCCUUGGGGACAGCGACAUCCCCCUGGGGACAGCGACAUCCUCCCCGGGCGCCGGUGCGGGAAUAAAGAGAUGCCGAGGCCA